Molecule: messenger RNA, 525 nt
Organism: Emericellopsis cladophorae
Lineage: Eukaryota; Fungi; Ascomycota; Sordariomycetes; Hypocreales; Bionectriaceae
Exons: 2
Coding region: 1-525 (174 amino acids)
Cellular component (GO): cytoplasm; membrane; mitochondrion
Source: RefSeq, a predicted model, not a curated record
AUGUCUGGUUUCAUUCGCUGGUACAAUGGCCGCCUCGCCGCGCGCCCCCUUCUCACCCAGGCCGUGACCACAUCGGUACUCUUCGCCACGGGCGACAUUACGGCCCAGCAGCUCGUCGAGGGUCGCGGCCUCCAGAAGCACGACCUGACGCGCACGGGCCGCAUGGCCCUCUACGGCGGCUGCGUCUUUGGUCCCGCGGCCACGACCUGGUUCGCCUUCCUCGCGCGCAACGUGAACCCCCGGAACCCGCGCCUGACGACGCUCUCGCGCGUGGCCUGCGACCAGCUCCUCUUUGCGCCCGUCGCCAUCGGCGCCUUUCUGAGCAGCAUGUCCGUCAUGGAGGGCGGCAGCCCCAGCCGCAAGCUGCAGACGACGUGGUGGCCCGCGCUCACGGCCAACUGGUGCGUCUGGCCGUUUGUGCAGUUUGUCAACUUUACCUUUCUGCCGCUGCAGCACCGUCUGCUCUUUGCAAAUGUCAUCUCCAUUGGGUGGAACAGCUACCUGAGCUGGGUGAACAACAAAUAA